AUUAAUAUCCUACAAAUAAUUUACUCUAUGAUUAUAUCAGAGUAACCAUUGUCAUAGAAUAUACGGUAUUAUUGUAACCGUGUUCAGUAGUGAUAUUUUUAUCACAAAUCGUGUUAUCUAAACCAUUGAGAUACUUUGAAGCCCAAAACGGUGAAAGCGAAACUCCAGACUCCACUACUCCAGUACUCUGCUAUAUAGUCAACUAGUACUACUAUUUAAAAUUUCAAGUUUCAACAGUGCGCCAGUUCGGUCCACGGCAGUCCAACCCGUCAAUUAGGGGUGCCUAUUCUGCGAGCUAUCCAUGCGGUUUAAGACUGUAGUACAUGUACGAAAUACACGGUUUUCAAAAUGAGCAGCAAGGUGGUAAACGAGAGUAGCAUGUUCUACAUUGACUUUUGUCCAAAUUGCUCAAACAUUCUUCAUUUGGACGAGUAUUUGGGAGAGAUGAGACAAAAAUGUCAAGUGUGUCCGUACUUCUCAGCAAUCAAAAACGUCAUGCUUGCUUCCCGAUCGUUUUACAAACUAAAAGAAAUAGAUUCAGUUCUGGGAGGCAAAGCUGCUUGGGAAAAUGUGGAUUCAAUUGAUGUAGUUUGUAAUUCAUGCAAUCAUGGCAGAGCGUACUUUUUACAAGUUCAAACUAGAUCAGCAGAUGAACCUAUGACUGUUUUCUAUAAAUGCUGUAAUUGCGGACACAGAUGGCGAGAAUAAAUUGUUGACAAAGAAAUUUAUUAUUAAGACUUAAAGAAUAUACCUAAUUAAUAUCAAUUAUAUACUAAAAUAAAUAACACAUGGUUUAUAAUUUUAAAAUUAGAUUUUUAUUCUAUAAUUAUUCUUUGAUAGUUAAAACACUACAAAAUUGUUGUUUUUUUUUACAACAAUCAAAAGAAAACAAAAAAUAUUUAUUUACAAAGAAACUGUACAUGGGAAUAUUUGCCUUAAGAGCUAUAAUUACUUUAUUUAUUCAUCUUGUGUGCAAAAUAUGGAAAUAAAAAUAAUUAAUCAAAUUAAUAUAAAAAAUAACUUAUGAUAGCUCUACGAUUAUAUAAAACCAAACAACAAUUAAUUGGAUUUAAAAAUUAUCAUAAAAGGUUAAAGGACUUCAUACCUGUAUAGACAUAAUUGUCUAACAAAUGCUUAAAACUACAUUUUUAUUCAGAAUCACUGACCUGCAAAUAUGUUAUAUUUAGUAUUAAAGGGAAUUGCCACAUUAUCAAACUUUUCUAAUUACCUAUAUAAGAUAAUUCAAUUUAAAAGUGUUUCCUCAGUUUAAAUUAAAAUAUUGAGAACACAAAUGUUUAUAUCUUUAAUUUAGAUGGUAAAUUAUAGGCCAGAGUACUUUACAUAUAAAAAUAACAUGUUUGCAGAUCAUAAAUUAACUAUGUUAUGAUAGAGAUAACAACCGUUGUUUAACAUCUUCUAAGGAAAUCAGUCUCACAUUUUACUAUGAAUUUUGUGCAUUGUCGGAAUAUUAUAAAUACCAAUAACACAACAACAUAGCAAGAUUUAGCCCACUUUGGUGCUUAUUAUAUUUCAUUAUAAGUUAAGUUGUUAAAACUAAAAUUAAUUAUACAAAUUAAAGUUUAAGACUAGAAUGGUAUUCACCACACAAUGUCGCAGUAAUUUUUUACAAGCCCUAUAAGUACACUUGUA
Myzus persicae (green peach aphid) is the source of this 1650-nucleotide messenger RNA. RefSeq names its product DNA-directed RNA polymerase III subunit RPC10 (gene Polr3K). The record is from RefSeq and is a predicted model, not a curated record. NCBI's taxonomy places the organism in Eukaryota, Metazoa, Arthropoda, Insecta, Hemiptera, Aphididae. Gene Ontology annotation, molecular function: nucleic acid binding; DNA-directed RNA polymerase activity; zinc ion binding. The transcript is spliced from 3 exons. Gene Ontology annotation, cellular component: RNA polymerase III complex. Gene Ontology annotation, biological process: DNA-templated transcription; termination of RNA polymerase III transcription. Bases 349 to 708 code for a protein of 119 amino acids.